AUGACUCCGACGCAUGCAGAUUUAAAUCCUUCAUCGGUUACAAUAAAACAACGUGAGAUUAAUAAUGAGAGAAUUAAAUUCAAAGUUGGUGAUAACGUCCGUAUCAGUACACAAAAAGGUGUGUUUACAAAAGGUUAUUUACCCAAUUGGUCUACGGAAAUAUUCGACAUUAUCAAAAUAAAUAGAACAUUGCCCGUCACUUAUCAGUUACAAGAUUAUACGGGUAAACCGAUUUCCGGUUGUUUUUACUCGGCUGAAAUACAUAAAACCAAACACCCGAACGAAUAUCUGAUCGAAAAAAUUAUACGUAAAAAGCAAAAUCAGACGCUUGUCAAGUGGCUCGGAUUUGAUAACACGCAUAAUAGUUGGAUAAAUACAUGCGAUGUUAAAGUAUAG
Molecule: messenger RNA, 396 nt
Organism: Aphis gossypii (cotton aphid)
Lineage: Eukaryota; Metazoa; Arthropoda; Insecta; Hemiptera; Aphididae
Exons: 1
Coding region: 1-396 (131 amino acids)
Source: RefSeq, a predicted model, not a curated record